This is a messenger RNA of Gopherus flavomarginatus (Mexican gopher tortoise), 857 nucleotides long. It is a transcript of the gene ACP1, whose product is annotated as acid phosphatase 1. The transcript has 6 exons. Gene Ontology annotation, biological process: protein dephosphorylation. NCBI's taxonomy places the organism in Eukaryota, Metazoa, Chordata, Testudines, Testudinidae. Gene Ontology annotation, cellular component: cytoplasm. Gene Ontology annotation, molecular function: non-membrane spanning protein tyrosine phosphatase activity; acid phosphatase activity. The record is from RefSeq and is a predicted model, not a curated record. Bases 96 to 569 code for a protein of 157 amino acids.
AGUGGCGCCGCAAAGCGCGGUGAGGUUUGCACGACAGUGCGGAGAAAAGGGAAGAAGGAAGGACCCGUCUUCUUUGGUGCUGCCCGGGAAGUAAGAUGGCGGCUGAGGUACAGUCUGUGCUCUUCGUGUGUCUGGGGAAUAUUUGCCGAUCACCCAUAGCUGAAGCAGUUUUUAGAAAACUUGUAACUGAUGAAAGCAUUGAAAAUAAGUGGAGAAUAGACAGUGCAGCAACAUCUACUUAUGAAAUAGGAAACCCUCCUGAUUUUCGGGGACAGACUUGUAUGAGGAAGCAUGGCAUUACCAUGAAUCAUAUUGCCAGACAGAUUACUAAAGACGAUUUCCUUACAUUCGAUUAUAUACUUUGCAUGGAUGAAAGCAACCUAAGAGAUCUGAAAAGAAAAAGUAAUCAAGUUAAAAACUGUACAGCUAAAAUUGAACUCCUUGGGAGCUAUGAUCCACAAAAACAGCUUAUUAUUGAAGAUCCAUACUAUGGAAAUGAAAAAGACUUUGAGACUGUUUACGAGCAGUGUGUUAGAUGCUGUAAGGCAUUUUUGGAGAAGUCUCGUUAGUGCCACACCAUUUUAUUUCUAAAAGGAAAUAAUAUUUAGCUCCUUCUUUGAAGUGGUAUAUAAAUUUCACUAGAUUAAUGUAUUUAAAAUGUAAUAUUGCAUCUCUUCAGGAAAUUCUAACUGCAGCUUCUUUAAUUUUAGUUUUGUAUUGUAGCUAUCCUAUGGCCUAACUCAGAAGAAUUUGGAAAAGUUUUAAAAAUUGUAUUUGAAGAUCAGCUAUUUUGUUGGACAUCAGUGUAACAAAGUGUUUCAUUCAGAGACCAGCAAAAUAAAUGUUUAUGAACUCUC